UCCACCUCGUGUGGUGUGAAGAAACACGUCACUAACCUUCGGAGGUUCCGACCUCCGCGUUGACCGAUGUUGUCGGCCGAGCGACGCCUGUUCGCGCGGACCCGCCGCUGAGAGAGAGACAGAGAGAGACAGAGAGAGAGAGAGAGAGAGAGAGAGAGAAGCGACCAUGGAGAAAGUCGGCAAAGACGCGAAGAGCAACCCGGUGGCGACGGCGAGUUGGCUGUCGAAGAUCUUCUUCUGCUGGCUCAACCCUUUGUUCCGCAUCGGAUACAAGCGGCCGCUGGAGGAGGAGGACAUGUACAUCGUGUCUCCGGAGGAUCAGUCGGAGACGCUGGGUCUGGAAAUGCAGAGAUUCUGGGACGUCGAAGUCAAGGAGGCUGCCAGAGAAAUGCGGACGCCUAGACUCAUGCGAGUCAUCGUCUCCUGCCACGGGAAGACGUAUAUGCUCUGGGGAUUGGUUACUCUUGCUGAGGAGAUCAUUAAAGUGGUCCAGCCGCUCUUCUUGGGGAAGAUCACUCAGUACUUAGAGUUCUACGACCCAGACAACUCCGUGGCGUUGUACGAGGCCUUAGGCUACGCGGCUGGCCUGUCCAUCACCUCCCUCAUCCUGGCAGUGGUCCAUCACUGUUACUUCUACCAACUGCAGAGAAUAGGCAUGAAGAUCAGAGUGGCCAUGUGUCACAUGAUCUAUAAGAAGGCGAUGCUUCUCAACCAUUCCGCCUUGGGAAAGACCACCACCGGCCAGAUCGUCAACCUCCUUUCCAACGACGUCAACAAGUUCGAUGAGGUGACCAUCUUCUUGCACUUCCUGUGGGUGGGGCCCCUCCAGGCGGCCGUGGUCGUGGGUCUGCUCUGGAUGGAGAUUGGUCCGUCGUGCUUGGCAGGCAUGGUGGUCCUUUUGUUCCUGAUGCCCUUGCAGACCCUGUUUGGACGGCUGUUUUCCAAGUACAGGAGUCUGACAGCGGUUCUGACGGACAGCAGAAUCCGCACCAUGAACGAGGUGUUGUCCGGGAUUCGGAUCAUCAAGAUGUACGCCUGGGAGAAACCGUUCAUGGCGCUGGUCUCUGAGGUCCGAAGAAAUGAGAUCACCCAGGUCAUGAAGACCUCCUACCUGCGGGGUCUCAACAUGGCCUCGUUCUUCUGCGCCAACAAAAUCAUCCUGUUCAUCACCUUCACCAUCUACGUCCUCCUGGGGAACCCCAUUACGGCCACUCGAGUGUUCGUGACAGUGUCGCUCUACACCGCCGUGCGACUCACCGUCACGCUCUUCUUCCCCGCCGCCAUCGAGAGGCUGUUCGAGGCGCUUGUCAGCGUCGCCAGGAUUCAGGAAUUCCUGAUUCUGGAUGAGAUAAAAAGAACCAGCUCUGCACUGCCACAGGAGGAGGAGAAGAAGAAGAACGCCUCUGUGGAGAUCCAGGACCUGUUCUGCUACUGGGACAAGAGUUUGGACGUUCCGUCGCUGCAGAACGUCUCCCUCACUCUGGACUCAAACAAGCUGCUGGCUGUCAUCGGACCCGUGGGAGCUGGAAAGUCGUCCCUGCUCAGCUCCAUCCUGGGAGAGCUGCCGGUUGAUACGGGGGUGCUGAGGGUGGGCGGGCGGCUGACGUACGCUGCCCAGCAGCCCUGGGUGUUCCACGGAACCAUCCGAAGUAAUGUCCUGUUCGGGAAAGAGCUGAACCCCCAGAAGUACGAGCGAGUCCUGAAGGCCUGCGCCCUGAAGAGGGACCUGGACCUGCUGCCCGACGGAGACCUGACGCUGAUCGGAGACCGAGGCGCCACGCUCAGCGGGGGGCAAAAAGCUCGCGUCAACCUGGCGAGGGCAGUUUAUCAGGAGGCAGACAUCUACCUCCUGGACGACCCGUUAAGUGCCGUGGACGCCGAGGUCGGGAGACACCUCUUCGAACAGUGCAUCUGUGGCCUGCUGAAGAACAAACCUCGGAUCCUGGUCACGCACCAGCUGCAGUACCUGCAGGCGGCCGACGAGAUCCUGGUGCUGAAGGAGGGUUUCAUGGUGGCCAAAGGGACAUACACGGAGCUGCAGCAGUGCGGAGUGGACUUCACUUCCCUGCUGAAGGAGGAGGAGGAGCAACAGCAGCCUCCUCAAGACGCCCACGACCGGAUCAGAACCCUGUCCCAGGUCUCGGUGCGCUCUCUCACCUCCUCUCUGCACUCGAUCCCAGAUGGUGACCAGUUACCGGUGGAGACGGUGCAAACGAUGACAGAGGAGAGUCGAUCUCAGGGAACCAUCAAAGUGGGCAUGUACGUCAAAUAUCUAUCAGCCGGAGCCAACGUCGCCUGUCUGAUCGCCGUGCUAUUGGUCAACAUUCUGGCUCAUGUAGCAUACAUCAUGCAGGACUGGUGGCUCGCUUACUGGGCCGAGGAGCAAGACAAGAUAAGUGCAAACAUCACCGUCGUCCAAAACGGACAAAACGUCACCGCGGAGCUGGACAGAGAUUUCUUCCUGGGCGUUUAUGCAGGUUUGACUGCUGCCACCAUCAUUUUCGGCUUCAUCAGGAACCUAGCCAUGUUCAACCUGCUGGUGAAGUGUGCAAAGUCUCUGCACGACCAGAUGUUCAAGGCCGUUCUCAGAGCUCCUGUGCGCUUCUUUGACACGAAUCCCAUCGGGAGAGUGUUGAACAGGUUUUCCAAGGACAUGGGUCUUCUGGAUGGCAACAUGCCUUGGACUUUCGUGGACUUCAUUCAGUGUUUCCUGCAGAUUGUCGGGGUGAUCGCUGUGGCAGCGUCAGUGAUUCCCUGGAUCCUCAUCCCUUUGUUGCCCCUCUUGUUCGUCUUCCUUUACCUCCGUCGCUACUUCCUGGAGACGUCCAGAGACAUCAAACGCCUCGAGUCCACCACUCGAAGUCCCGUCUUCUCACAUCUGUCUUCGUCCCUGAAUGGUCUGUGGACGAUCCGAGCCUUUGGAGCUGAGCAGAGGUUCCAGAAUAUCUUUGACGCCCAUCAGGACCUGCACUCAGAGGCCUGGUCCCUGUUCCUGACCACGUCUCGCUGGUUCGCUGUUCGUCUUGACGGCUUAUGUGCAAUCUUUAUUAUCAUGACCACGUUUGGCUGCCUGCUGCUAAGAGACCAACUGGAUGCUGGUUCUGUGGGUCUAGUUCUGACCUACUGUGUCACACUGGUCGGCCUGUUCCAGUGGGGUGUCAGGCAGAGUGCAGAGGUGGAGAACAUGAUGACGUCAGUGGAGAGAGCAGUGGAGUACACUGAGCUUGAGAGUGAGGCACCCUGGGAGACCCAGAAGCGUCCUCCCCCCGAUUGGCCGAGGAAAGGCCUGGUGACCUUCGACCAGGUCAGCUUCUCCUACAGCAAAGACGGACCGAUGGUGCUGCAGGACCUGAAAGUGAUGUUCAGACCAAAAGAGAAGGUCGGGGUCGUGGGGAGAACCGGCGCUGGGAAAAGCUCCCUGGUGUCGGCGCUGUUCCGCCUCGCAGAGUCAGAGGGAGAGAUCUACAUCGACGGAGUCCUGACCUCCGAGAUCGGCCUCCACGACCUGCGCCAGAAGAUGUCCAUCAUUCCUCAGGACCCGGUGCUGUUCACCGGCUCCAUGAGGAAGAACUUGGAUCCUUUCAACAAACAUUCAGAUGAGGAUCUGUGGGAGGUUCUGAAAGAGGUGCAGCUGAGGCCCGUGGUGGAGGAGCUGCCCGGUAGGUUGGAGACGGUUCUGGCCGAGUCAGGCUCCAACUUCAGCGUGGGUCAGAGACAGCUGGUGUGUCUGGCCAGAGCCAUCCUGAGGAAGAACCGCGUCCUCAUCAUCGACGAGGCCACGGCCAACGUGGACCCCAGGACUGAUGCACUGAUCCAGACAACAAUACGUGACAAGUUCAAAGAGUGCACUGUUCUGACCAUCGCCCAUCGUCUCAACACAAUCAUAGACAGCGACCGAAUACUGGUUCUCGAUGCAGGGCGAGUUCACGCCUACGAUGAACCUUACACACUCCUUCAAGAUCAACAGGGCAUCUUUUACAAAAUGGUGCAGCAGACGGGCAAACAGGAGGCGGCUUCUCUGCUCGAGGCGGCGAAACUGGCUUUCGACAAGCGGAGCCGCUCAGACACACUGAAUGGCCACGGCGAGGACCUGGUCAUCUGUGAGACGGCGAUGUGAGCUCAGGGAACGUUUCCAGUGAAGAGUCUGGAAAUCACUGCUGUAAAAACUUGACUUUAUUUUCUAUGAUUCUUAUUUAUACAGAAACAAGUUGCUGCUCAGUCCACUGAUGCCUUAGAGAUUUGUUUUAUCAUCUGUUUGAUUUUAAUGAUUAUUGACUGACAUUGUUCUCCAGGCAGACUGCUCUUAAUAAAAUGUUACUGUAAAUGA
Molecule: messenger RNA, 4327 nt
Organism: Scophthalmus maximus (turbot)
Lineage: Eukaryota; Metazoa; Chordata; Actinopteri; Pleuronectiformes; Scophthalmidae
Product: ATP-binding cassette sub-family C member 4
Exons: 31
Coding region: 167-4117 (1316 amino acids)
Biological process (GO): monoatomic ion transport; transmembrane transport
Cellular component (GO): plasma membrane
Molecular function (GO): ATP hydrolysis activity; ABC-type transporter activity; chloride channel activity
Source: RefSeq, a predicted model, not a curated record